Molecule: messenger RNA, 5685 nt
Organism: Ruditapes philippinarum (Manila clam)
Lineage: Eukaryota; Metazoa; Mollusca; Bivalvia; Venerida; Veneridae
Product: sodium-independent sulfate anion transporter-like
Exons: 21
Coding region: 166-2277 (703 amino acids)
Biological process (GO): transmembrane transport
Cellular component (GO): membrane
Molecular function (GO): sulfate transmembrane transporter activity
Source: RefSeq, a predicted model, not a curated record
GACACCGGCUAGUCACAUGACAGUCAUGUGAUGUGAUAGGCUAGAGACAUCAAAAAGUAAACGUUUGGGAGGUAACUAUGAGAUGACAAUCAGCUAAUACUAUUUGGGUUAUGAAACAAAGAAUCUGGUCAUUUUUAUAGCAUUGAAUGACAUUGUUGAUAAGGGAUGAGUGGAGAACGGGAGCCUCUACUGAGGCAUGCUGGGACAUCGGGGAGGUCGAGAGGUUAUAGGUCAGCGAUGUCACCAAUCGAAAGAAAUGGUGAUGAUAUAGAGUUUACUGAAAUUUCAGUCCCUGAACGAUUCAACAUGAAGCAAUACGUAAAAAAAUGUUGUACGUUGGAAGCCGUUAAAGGCAAAUUACCAAUUACAAAAUGGUUACCUAAAUACUCACUUACAGACUUGCAGUGUGAUGUUAUCAGUGGACUUACAGUAGCACUGACAGUGUUACCUCAAGGUCUGGCUUAUGCCAUUAUUGCCGACUUACCUCAGCAGUAUGGGUUGUAUUCUGCCUUCAUGGGUGUGUUUGUGUACACAAUACUGGGUACUUCAAAAGACAUUACGCUUGGACCAACUGCUAUCAUGUCCCUGAUGACAGCAGCUUUUGCUUCCUCUCCUGUGAAAGAUGAUCCUACAUAUGCUGUGGUGUUGUGUUUAUUUUGUGGUUCUGUACAGUUACUGAUGGGAAUACUUCAUCUAGGUAUUUUGGUAAAUUUUAUUUCCUAUCCUGUGAUCAAUGCAUUUACAUCUGCUGCUGCUAUAACUAUUGCAUGUGGUCAGGUGAAAGGCAUUCUGGGAUUGAAGGAUAUCCCUAGAGAAUUCCUGCAUAUGGUGUAUGAAACAUGUAAAAAGAUACCAGAAACCAGGGUAUGGGAUUUGACCAUGGGACUUAUAUGUUUAAUCAUCCUAUUCCUACUGAAGCAAAUGAGAAAGAAGAAGUGGAAGCCUAAUCCACACAAUGUACCAUUAACUUUAUGUCAGAAGAUAAUCAGAAAAAUUGUCUGGCUUGUUGGUAUAGGAGCAAAUGCUAUAGUUGUGAUAACAUCAGCUGGUGUUGUGGCGAUACUGCACUAUUAUGGCUACACUUCAGAGAUAACCACAACUGGUUAUGUCAAACCUGGCUUACCUCCCUUUAAGUUCCCAUCUUUCAGUGUACAGAAUGGAAAUUCAACAAUUGGAGGGGGAGAUAUAAUAAGUGAUAUUGGUACAGGUCUGUUUAUUGUUCCAAUCCUUGGUUUAGUAGAGUCCAUUGCUAUUGGAAAAGCUUUUGCACGUCAGAAUAACUACCGUAUUGAUCCAAAUCAAGAACUUCUGGCCAUUGGUGUUGCAAACGUUGCAAGUUCCUUUGUGUCUGCAUAUCCAGUGACAGGCAGCUUUUCAAGAACUGCUGUCAAUUCACAAAGUGGUGUAAGAACUCCUAUGUCUGGUGUGUUCACUGGAGGUGUGAUCCUGUUAUCGUUGGCUUUCCUCACCCCGCUCUUUAAGUUCAUACCGAAGUCGGCCCUGUCAGCCGUCAUUAUAUCAGCUGUUAUACAGAUGGUAGAUUACGAAAUCCUCCCAAAGUUCUGGAAUAUUCAGAAAAUGUCAUUGAUUCCAUGGGUUAUAACAUUCCUGACAUCAUUUGGUUUAGGAAUAGAGUAUGGAAUUCUGAUUGGAAUAGGUGUACAACUUCUAUUACUGCUUUAUCCUGUUGCCAGACCAAAAAUUACAUUCAGGAAAUACUUCAGUGAUAAAAGAGAUCAACCAGGUCUACUCAAUAGAAAUGUACAGGUGGAUUAUUUGGAUUAUGUUGUAGUCACAUUCAACCAGGCAAUCAGAUUCCCCUCAGUAGAAUAUCUUCAGACAAGAAUACUUAAACACAUGUAUUCAGAGGAUGAAAAGCCAAGAUCAGUUAUAUUGGACUGUAACCACCUUGCUUCAGGUUUGGACUACACCACUAUCAUGGGUUUGAUAGAAGUGAUUGCAGAUUUCAAAAAGAAGGGUGUACAUUUUUCAAUGGCUAGUGUGCAUCCUGAGAUCAAGAAAGAGUUAGAUCAUGCAAAUGUUGUUGUUAUAUAUGGAGAUAGUGUGGCAGAUUCCAUCAGGAGAAUAAAAGAGAAAGAGAAGGCAGGAGAGAUGGAUGAUGAGAUUGAGUCUAUUACUGUAACCAACGGCAAGUUCCAGGCAAACGCAAUAAAUGGCACACCUAUUCCUAACGUACCUGAAGUGAAUUAUGGGUAUUCCAAGGGACCAAAUGAGGGAGACAGUGAUAGUGACAGUGAGGACGGUGUACGUUUGUAGAAGAGAAACAUUGUUAAUGUUGAAACAUUGUUAAUGUUGAACAAUCAUUGUUAAAAUGGCUUAUACCUGACUUUACAUCUUUACCCUGUUAGAUUUUUGUAUUGUCCACUUUUGAGUUAAGAACUGUCAACUGUCAGUUUAUGAUUAUAUAGUGAAUAACUGUAAAAGGAGGGCAUAGGUCCCAUAAUAGAGUGUGACCAUACAGCAUGGAUGUACAGGUAGAUCUGUGUCUCUAUUUUUGUAUUAUAUGCACUAUCGUUCACAAUUAAUCCUUGCCAAACUAAAUACCUUAGAUGGACUUAUCCAUCUUUUAAUUUUGAACGAGACCAUUCAUUAUUUUUAGGGGAAAUUUCAAAAUAAGUAUUUGCUGAAAAGUGCAGACCAUGAUCAGGCAGCUGAGAUGUGCAGACUGUGGCUGAUUAUGGUCUGCACUGGUCACUAGGGUUUAAUCUAUUGCUGCUAGCAGACUACAUGUUAAUAGACAUUCAGUGGUAUUGUUUUUUAAACAGGGUUUUAGAGAUUUCACAAAUGACCUAACUAGAAGAAUUAUGGGACAUCUUAAAUUGUGAUAGAUCUCAAUUUUUGGGUGUUUUUUUCCAUUGGUAUUGGUAGAUUAAAUAGUGCCUGUUUAUGUUUGUUUUAUGUUAAAGAUAAGUUGGAUUAUUGGUUGACCAAAACUAAUGUACUCCGUCAUGUUCUACCAAAUGAUAAUUUCACUAGACUUUUAAACAAAAGCUUGGGGUUUUUAUCUACAUUGUAAAUCUUUCGCUAGAUUACAUACUAUAAAACCAUUGCAAAUAAAUUUUUGGUUAUUAGAAAUUUUCAGAUUUUUUGUUUGCAAUAUUUUUCAAGUAUGUUUUCAUUAAAUAUGAUAAUUCUAUUUUGAUUAAUUAUAGUAAAUUGCUAUAUUUUCUUUUUUCUGUUGUUUAAUUUAGUAUAAAAUUAAUGUGUUACCUACUUACAUUACAUGAUUAAGAGUAUUCUUUUAUUUUGUAAUUUAAAAUCAAUUUAAACACACUUAUGUCAAGGAAUAAGUUUUAAGAAUUAAGUGCAGAUAGUACUGUAAUAUUUAUUUAUAUAGAGAUCUAUAAAUAAUGUAAAUAUGUAUGUCUGUUCUGAGUGGAGGCAGGUACUUCAUUUCUAGAGUCCUAUUUUAAGAUAUUUUGGAUUGGUUUAUGUGAAAGAAACUGCAGUUGAAUGAUCAAGUACAUGUAGAAUAUUUGAAUAAAGGUGGUGCCAAUUAGUUGGAAAAUUAAUAAUUUUAAUAGUCAUUUUACCUGCACCUCAUUAAAUAUUUUAAAUGGACCAGUUCAUUUAUUAUUUUUUGCGAAAAUUUCAAAAUAUGUACAGACAGAAUAGCAAAAAUUGAACACCAUGAUCUUAUGACACAGACAUGCCAGCUGAUCUUGGUCUGAACUAGUCACAUGGUUUGGUCUGAACUAGUCACAUGGUCAGUUACUGCCAGCAGCCACCUAAAGGUAAAGAAAAAGAGGGAGGGGAUCAUUAUGUUUUGAUGUAAUUAUUCAACUGUGUGACAUAUUGAUAGAAACAGUGCCUAGAAUAUAGAAAACACAGGGGGUUUUAUGUUUGGUCCUACUUAAAAUAUAUCUUGUUUACAUAUGCCACAGAAAGUUAGUGUUAAUGGUGAAACAUAGGUUGAAAAUGUUGUUCUAAGGUUUUAAUUUUGCACUCAAAUUGUUUUUUACCAUUAUUGGAUUAUUGAUUUUUAAAAAGUCAUUUAAAAAAUUGUGUUUUAAAAGCAGAUUUGAACAUAAUUUUUCUUACUGCUUGUAGUAUACAUAUUACGCUAUCAUCCAAGGAAAUUCCCGCUAUCAUCCAAGGAAAUGCCAACUGAAUUUUAGUUAUUUAGAAUUUGACCCGAAUCAUGAAUAGAUAUAAAAAAAAUGUUCAGAACGUUUGUAUCAUUUAACCUCUUUCCCUGCUGAAUUUAUAUACUAGUAUUGUCCUCCUUUUGGUUUUUGUAGUUUAGUAUUAGUAGGAACUAAGAAGAGGUAUAGAUAUUCCAAAGUUUUAAACAAUACAAUAUCAAUGUGGAGAAACUAGAUCAGGGCCUGUUCUGACUGCAGAGCAUGGUUUGACUAUUGAUGUACAGGCUUCUCUACCAUCAUGCCAUCACAAACCUGUCAAUGUCCCUGUUAGUGUUUAGAGACUUGUGAGUAAUCUUAAUGUACAUUCAAACAGGUAUUUUAUAUAAAAAGAAGUAAUUUUAAACGAACAAUUGUGAAAAUAAAAAAAAAAAGUGACUAACUUCUUUAUCCAUGUCAUGACCUUAGAAUAGCUUCAGCUGAAAUUAUCACUAAGUUAUCUCCGUACAGAAUUUGCAUUAAUGCAAUGUAGUGUUCAAGUAAAAUGGUUACAAAAAAUAACAGUCCCUAGUCACAGCCAACUGAUUGCCAAAAUAUUUCUUCUUCUGUUAUGUUAAUCGACAUAGUGUUUUUUUUCAAUGCAGGUCCUUGAGACUGAUUUGAUUGUAAUUUAUGUAGAUUUAUGAAACCAAAGGUUAUUUGUUUUGUAUAUAGAAAUGUAAGUUAUAUUCUGUGUGAUGUAUAUGUUAUACAUUUUACACCAAAUUAUUUAUAGACUGCUUAAUAAAAGGUGUCAGUAGAUUUCUAUGGGACAAAUUAGUAUGACUAUCCCAUAAAAAGUUGCAAUAUAGCUUCAAUUGUUUAAAAAUGACUUUAAACUCAACGAAUGGAAGAAAUUCUUUCGAGAAUAUUUUUAGAUUGAAUAUAUGAAAUUUUAAAACCCUUUUAUUGUACACCAUACACCAAAGUAUAUUAUAUUUAUUUUUUUUCUUUAGAAAUAUGUCUCUUUUUGUACACCAUGUUGUAAGGUUUAUGUUGUCAGAAAUGUUUGUAAAUUGAACUGUGAUAUUUAUAGGAUCGAGUGACUGUUGUCAGGUGUUGUUGUAAAAAUUCAAUUGGUACACACAAUGAUCAAAAAUAUAUCCUAACUAUAAUUUGAGCCGCGUCACGACAAAACCAACAUAGUGGGUUUGCGACCAGCAUGGAUCCAGACCAGCCUGGGCAUCCCCGCAGUCUGACCAGAAUCCAUGCUGUUCGCUAUCAGUUUCUCUACUUGUAAUAGAGUUGUUAAGCGAACAGCAUGGAUCCUGAUCAGACUGCCCGGAUGCGCAGGCUGGUCUGGAUCCAUGCUGGUCACAAACGCAUUAUGUUGGUUUUAUCGUGACGUGGCUCAUUUGAUCAAAUGUGAUUGUGUUAUGUUUUAAUUUCACAACUAAUGAAAAACAAAGUGAAGAUUUUAUUUUUAUAGUUAUGUUUAUAAUAUGUACGUAUAUACAUAUAUUUGUGAUUAUGCAGACAAAUUGAUAUUUUGAUGUAAUAUAUGCAUUAACUUAUACUGAAAUAAAACUAUUUUAGUAUUUAA